UCUUCUGCGGAUUUUGCUGUUAUAUGCCUUCAAUACAAGCUUCCGAAAUUUUUUCUCUAUCCCAUUUCUUCCUUUCCAUCUCUCUCUUGUUCCAAACUACGUCGUUCUUGCAUUGUUAAUCUGAAUGCCGUUUUUUCUCUCUGGAUCUUUCUUUUAUCCUUGAUAUCUCUCUCGGCAUCACAGAUGGGAACUUUUAAUAUUGAGGAAGAUGUGAUGGUGUGAUAUCAUUGGACUCUGUUGACGGCACUGAAGUAAUUGCCAGGAUCUUAAGGAGAAAAGUGGCUUCUUUAGAUGUUAACUUCUGAUUGCAGCUUGUAGAGGCUGCACUUAAGCAUGUUGAUAAUUCUUUGGCUGAUUUUUAAUCAUUCGUACAUUGAGAAGUGGGCCUUUUAUGUGAUAUUGUAUUAUAUUCAGCAUAUACACACUGAUGGAUGUCUACAACCAAUUCAGAAACACUGUUUUGACAGUGUAGACACCUCUUUUUGGAGGUUCGUUGACUGAACGGAAUUUAGUACAUAAGUUGUUGUAAAAAUUACAAUGGAAAGAUAUAAAAGUUUGGAAGAGCUUGGAGAUGGAACUUGUGGAAGUGUAUAUAAGGCCAUUAACACAGAAACAUCUGAAAUUGUUGCAGUCAAGAAAAUGAAACGGAAGUUCUAUGACUGGGAAGAGUGCAUGAAUUUGCGAGAAGUUAAGUCACUCCGCAAGUUGAAUCAUCCCAAUAUUAUAAAGUUGAGGGAAAUUGUACGCGAAAAUAAUGAGCUGUUUUUUAUUUUUGAAUACAUGGAACAUAAUUUAUAUCAAAUAAUGAGAGAAAAACAAAGGCUUUUUUCUGAGGAAGAGAUUCGAGGUUUGAUGUCUCAGGUGCUUCAAGGACUUAGUUACAUGCAUAGAAAUGGAUAUUUUCAUCGUGAUUUAAAACCUGAAAAUUUGCUGGUGACAAGAGAUAUCAUCAAAAUCGCUGACUUUGGACUUGCUAGGGAAGUGUCAUCACUGCCUCCGUUUACAGAAUAUGUCUCUACUCGCUGGUACCGUGCACCAGAGGUUUUGUUGCAAUCCUCAUCCUACACUCCUGCCAUUGAUAUGUGGGCAGUUGGAGCAAUACUUGCUGAACUUUUUACUUUCUGCCCAAUCUUCCCCGGUGAAAGUGAAUUGGAUCAGCUGUACAAGAUAUGCUGUGUUCUUGGUAGACCUGAUUGGAGCAUUUUUCCAGAAGCAAGAAACAUUUCUCGUUUGGUUGACAUUAGUUAUUUUGAAAUUAUGCCAGCUAAUCUUUCUGACAUUGUCCCCAAUGCAAGCAUGGAAGCUAUUGAUUUAAUCAAGCAACUUUUUUCAUGGGACCCAGCAAAGAGGCCCAGUGCAGAUCAGUGUUUACAACACCCAUUUUUCCAUGUUGGUUCCUGGAUUCCUCGUCCACCUCCAGAUCCACUCCAACUAACCCUCAGCAACUUUGGAUCAACACCAAAUCUUGAGUUGAACCUCUGGGACUUUGGCUCUAAAAGGGAUGAUUGUUUUCUUGGAUUAAGUUUGGCACUUAAUCCCACUACUUCUAACAUUGAAAUGGUCCAUAAAAAUCAACGUAAGAAAGAGGAUAUGUUGUUCUGUUCUGGUUUUCAAGGGGACUCACAACAAUCAGUUUUUUGGUCACUGCUUCCUCCGGAUGAUCAUGGAAUCUCUGAUCCUGUGGAGUCUUCCUUAUCAUUAUCAUUCAGCACAAUUUCAAGUUCACCGAAUGGAGUUCCACAGUCAGCUGGAUUUGCCAUUGCCUCCUUGCAGUCUAACAUCCUAGACCAUCCGUUGCUUGCUCUGUCCUCUCCCUUCCAGCACGGACGCUGUCUUUGAGUGAUGGAAUUGGCUGUUGGUGAUCAAAUAAGAGAGAGAUUGUAGAGAAUAGCUGUAAUUAGCACAGUUAAGUGUUCAUAUAAGAUCUGUCCUAUAGCAACUAAACUGGGUGUAUUAGUUAAUGGGAAGAUUGCUUCUCAAAAUCCAAUCCUUGUAUUGAAGACGCUGAUCUGAAAAGUAUUCUUUUCUCCGGAGGAGGAUAGUCAUGUAGAUAACUAUGUCGAAGAAUUCCUCGAGUGGGGUAAAAAGAGGGGAACGAGAGAGGAUAGCAAAGUUGUCAGACUCAAAGAAAAGUAAUUAUUAGUCGCUUUGUUUGUACCUUGUAAGCUUAUACGAAUGUGUUUCUUGUCUUCUGAUGACUAAAAUGACCCCAAAUCUGCCUCGUCGGCCA
This is a messenger RNA of Coffea eugenioides, 2230 nucleotides long. RefSeq names its product serine/threonine-protein kinase MHK. Lineage: Eukaryota; Viridiplantae; Streptophyta; Magnoliopsida; Gentianales; Rubiaceae. Gene Ontology annotation, biological process: protein phosphorylation; intracellular signal transduction. Gene Ontology annotation, molecular function: protein serine/threonine kinase activity; ATP binding. Gene Ontology annotation, cellular component: cytoplasm; nucleus. The record is from RefSeq and is a predicted model, not a curated record. The transcript is spliced from 18 exons. The coding region runs from base 538 to 1839 and encodes 433 amino acids.